ACCUCGUAUCAGUAGCGUCACAGGGAUGGGCAGGUCACGUGGUGCUCCUGAGGAAACCUGGGUUUAACGUUACUGAAAUGGGAGAAAGAAAAGAAAAGGGAGUAUUGGAGACAAGAUUGUCCAUCUGUUCAUGAAUGGUUUGCAUAGUGACCUGCAAGCCAAUGUAAGUCGUGUUGAGUGACUGCGUGUGAAAGAGGUAUUUAAACACUGUUUUUACAUAUAAUUACCGCUGAAGAUCACUACUAAAAGACUGGCAUAGUAAAAAACGUCUUGACAGCCAAGAGUGUAUUUUUGUACUGUCUGCAACUUUUGUUGGGUGCUGUUCAUGCAGGCUGUGGUUGAGGGUUUUCUCUGGAGUGCUAAGACAUUGGUGAAGGGUUGUUUCAUGUUCAUGAUGAAGCAUUUUUCUAAUCACUGGCUUCCUUAAGGGCCCACCAAUUUCCCCAUGUCCUAUGGCGGAGGUAAUACCGGACGCACUGAGCGAGCCCGCCAGGCGCCCUACUAUGAUCAGGUCCCCCAAGACUCAUUACCUGGAGAUGCUCAGCCAAUGAGAGAACACACCUCCAGGAGUCUGGCUCGAAGUGCAGAUCCUCUUCCACCACCGCCUCUACCAGACCAGCCCCCUGUGGGCCCAGAGUUUGACCCCAGUGGUAGUGAGGCCACCGCUGACUCAGACAUCGACCCUGCAAUAGACAUAAAACCAGUGCAUCGCUUUAUUCCCGACUCUUGGAAAAACUUCUUCAGAUCAAGUAAUCGCAGCAGUGAGAAACCUUGGUCCAUGCUGGGCUCCUCAUGCAACAACAACAACAGCACCACAGAGGGGGUGCCCUGCUCUCCCCCACCCUCUCCCAUCCCAGGGUCCUAUCGUGAUCCUUAUGGAGGCUCAGGUGAUAGCUACAACUCUCACAAGGAGCUCCUGGGAGCACAGGACACUCAUGAGUCUGUUUCAGGACGCACUUACCACACAGCGUUAACCUACAGUGAGCGAGUGGAGCAGUACCAUCAGCGCUACGCCUACAUGAAGUCCUGGGCUGGGCUGCUGAGGAUCCUGGGCUGUGUGGAGCUUCUUCUUGGGGCGGCAGUGUUUGCUUGUGUGUGUGCCUACAUUCAUAAAGACAACGAGUGGUUUAAUAUGUUUGGAUACUCAUCCCCAGGGGCGCCAUAUGGGGCAUAUGGGGCAUAUGGGGCAGGUACAGGUGGGGCUUACUACUCUGGCCCUAAGACGCCAUUUGUGUUAGUGGUGGCAGGUCUGGCCUGGCUAGUCACUGUAAUUAUGCUAGUGCUCGGGAUGACUAUGUACUACCGUACCAUCCUCCUGGACUCCAACUGGUGGCCUCUGACAGAGUUCACUAUAAACUUGGCUCUGGCUGUGCUCUACUUGGCUGCAGGCAUUGUUUAUGUCAGAGACACAACACGAGGUGGGCUCUGCUCCUAUCCACUCUUCAACAAUAGCAUUAAUGGUGCUUUUUGCCGGACAGAGGCUGGACAGACUGCAGCCAUCAUUUUCCUUUUUGUCACUAUGGUGGUGUAUCUGAUUGGAGCCUUAGUGUGUCUUAAGCUUUGGAGACAUGAAGCAGCUCGCAGAUAUAGGGAGCGCUAUGGGCAGGAGAUGCUGACUGCACCUGUGCAGAGAUCCCAGGAAUUGCAUCUUGUUCCUGAAACAACUACUGUACGCAAGCUUCCCGAGCAAGUCCAGGGUUCCUCGGUUGUUCCUAUACAAACCAGUCCUAAAGCAACCCCUAAAAAGGUUUUGCAGGGAGCCAUACCAUCUGGAUACAUCCCAAAGCCUGUUAUUGUGCCUGAUUACAUUGCUAAGUAUCCAGCAAUCCGAACAGAUGAAGAGCGGGACCAGUACCGGGCUGUCUUCAAUGACCAGUAUGCUGAAUACAAAGAACUGCACUUAGAUGUUCAAGCCACACUUAAGAAGUUUGAUGAGAUGGAUGCAAUGAUGCGCACUCUGCCACAGCAUCCCACCAGCCAGAUGGAAGUGGAUCGAAUAAACAGGAUUCUUCAAGAAUAUCAGAGAAAGAAAAAUGACCCAACCUUCACUGAAAAGAAGGAGCGCUGUGAGUACCUUAAGAACAAACUGUCCCAUAUCAAACAGAAGAUCCAGGAGUACGACAAAGUCAUGGAGUGGAACGAUGGCUACACGACACAGUUUCAGUUCAGACAUUACAGAGAGACUGAACCCUUGGCGCUCUCUAAGCAACAGAUCCUCAUUCAUCUUGCCACAAUGUCCUCUAGGCAAAAUGGGAGUCCGCCACCCUACGAGUCUGAAAAUGGAUAUACUGCCCCUCCUCAGCCUGCCUACUCAUACUACCCAGAUGAUGAGUUUCAGCAUUUUUACCGCUGGACAUCUCCUCCAGGGAUCAUCAAAAUUAUGGCCAUCAUUUGCAUUGUCUUAUCUGUGGCCACUUUUGCUUGUGUUGCCUCCACACUUGCUUGGGACAGCCAGGGAGCCUUAAGUGGUUUCGGCUAUGGGGGUUAUGGGGGAAGUUAUGGAGGUACAUAUGGAGGUGCAUAUGGAGGCGGAUAUGGCAGCUUUGGUGGUGGGGGAGCAUAUGGUCCUGGGACCAACUAUGGCUAUGGGAGUAUUGGAGGAAACUACAAUGAUCCAAGGAGUGGCAAAGGGUUCAUCAUCGCCAUGGCAGCAAUAGUUUUCAUCUACUGCUUGGUUAUCUUCAUCAUCAUUGUGUCCCAUCAGAGUCUGUCCGAGAGCAGGCGCUUCUACCUGGCUAUAGUUAUCAUCAGUGCCUUCCUUGCCUUGUUAAUGCUAGUAGCUAGUAUAGUUUAUCUAGUAGCAGUGAACCCCAUGUCCCAGUCCUAUAAUUCGGCAUAUGGAAGCCAAAUUGCAGGAUUAUGCGCUCAGUAUCAACAGCCGCAACCUUCUGGAGUAUUUGUGAACCAGUACCUCUACCACUACUGUGUUGUGGAACCACAGGAGGCUAUUGCUAUUGUUUUUGGCUUUCUUAUUGGAGUAGCUUUGAUCAUCAUCCUUGUCUUUGCCUUGAAAACUCGACAAAAACUCCAACACUUUGGAAAGAGCAACAUUUUGUGGAAGCGAGUGAAGGUUGUCGAUGAGCUGGAGCCUCCUCAGGAUGUGGAAGCAUGGGUCAACAACGUGUCCGCGGAUCCUACAGAACUUCCUAUUUCUGACUAUCCAGAGAAGCUGCGGAACUCUAGGAGUCAUCUAGAUGAUGAAAGCUCCAACUAUGACAAGCCCCCAUACAACUACACCCCACAGCCUGCAGUGGAGGAAGCCAUUCCUCUUAAUGCCAGUGUUCCCUACAGCAGUAACUCUGAGGCAGAGAGCUCUGCUGGGCGUCCUAAAAAGAGAAGAGCAGGUCGUCCACGACGCACUGAUGGAUACGACACAGAUUAUGGCUCUUCUGGGGAUGAACUCGAUGACAAUGACUUUAGCACCGAAUUUCCUCCAAUUCGAGAUGAUCAAGAGCGAACUGACUAUAAGCGAGAGUUUGACCGGGAUCAUCUGGAGUACAAGGACUUGCAGGCCGAACUGGAUACCAUCAACAAGAACCUGUCUGAGGUGGACCGAGAGUUAGAUGACCUGGAGGAGGGCAGUCCACAGUACCUGGAUGCUUUGGAUGAGUACAACAGGAUAAAAGAUUUGAAAAAGACAGCUGAUUAUCAGAUGAAGAAGCGCAGGUGCAAGUACCUGAAGGCCAAACUGAACCACAUCAAGAAGAUGGUGAGCGACUAUGACCGCAGUGGCUGAGGUAUAAGCUACACACCCUUCCCAGGUGAGCAGAUGCAGACUGGGCAUACAAUGUCCCAUAUGGCACAGUGGUAAAGGUUUCUGACACCAAAGGACAGAUCAGUAUGGAGCCUUGGGUUGCUCUGUUUGCAAGUACUCUGCAUGAACUGGACAUUGUGAAUUUGUGAAACACUGUUUAAAAAGUACAAUCACUGUUAUGUAUUUUACCAAUGUAAAUAUUAGAAUCAGUCUUAUCUUUGUGUGUAUUCUUGUAUUUAUUUUAUCUCAGUUUUGAUACUGAAACAUGUGAAAUGUAGAAUAAUGAAGCACAUGUCUCUCUUUAUUUUUGUACAUGAUUUUUGAGAAGAGAAAUUUAGCCCUUUUAUGAAUUACAUUGAUUCAGUUAAUAUUUUGAGAAACAUGGACAGUGAAUUUUACUUCCUGCUUUUUUCAAUUACAUGUUUGUUUUUAAGUAUAUAUAAACAGAUCAAAUCUCCAUUUGCAUUUUAUACAUUGUAAGACAUUGUAAUUUUUUUAAAAAUAAAUUAAUAUACAGUAAUUAUA
This is a messenger RNA of Boleophthalmus pectinirostris (great blue-spotted mudskipper), 4279 nucleotides long. It is a transcript of the gene marveld2a, whose product is annotated as MARVEL domain containing 2a. Gene Ontology annotation, biological process: bicellular tight junction assembly. Bases 446 to 3736 code for a protein of 1096 amino acids. Gene Ontology annotation, cellular component: bicellular tight junction; apical plasma membrane; cytoplasmic vesicle. The record is from RefSeq and is a predicted model, not a curated record. Lineage: Eukaryota; Metazoa; Chordata; Actinopteri; Gobiiformes; Gobiidae. The transcript is spliced from 19 exons.